Molecule: messenger RNA, 2383 nt
Organism: Talpa occidentalis (Iberian mole)
Lineage: Eukaryota; Metazoa; Chordata; Mammalia; Eulipotyphla; Talpidae
Gene: CCDC148
Product: coiled-coil domain containing 148
Exons: 16
Coding region: 415-2115 (566 amino acids)
Source: RefSeq, a predicted model, not a curated record
GUCGCCAUAGAGACCGAUGCUGUUAAGCGUGAGAGGCCGAAAGGAGGUGGGGACUGAAGAUGAAGGUGUUUCUGGCUUUGGGCGCCUGAGAAUGUGGGGGAAAGAAAUAGGGGCGCUGAAAUGUGGGGGUUCCCGGGCGCUGGAACUAAGAUUUGAGGCCGCUUUGGCUUUGCGUCCCUGUCUACGCUGCCUGUGCAUGAUAGGGCUGGUCCCCGGCUCAAACACAGGAGCAGCUGAGCCUCUAAAGGAAUUCUUCGAGGAAAGAGACUAGGAGUGGGCGCUUCGAGGUUCCUGCUUCUGGGGAGCCCCUGAGGCCAUGCCCUUUGACCUCUGACAAGUGUGCAGCUGCCGCUUCUUCUCCAGGUGCUUUCCCUCAAUUGAUGAAAUGAACACCUUUGUACCUUGUAGAAAAAGAUGGUAAACAUGGAUAAAAGAGACCCUCCAUUCAUGACUCUUCAGAAAAACAAUAGCUCAGAUAAUCUGGUUAUCCAUAUGAAAAAUGGAAUAAGAAGCACCAAAUAUAAGCCAGUAGACUAUCAACAAUUGCAUGCAUUAACAGAAGCAAAAUUAGCUUCUGCCUCUACAGAGCUAAAGAUCAGAAAAACAGUGCAGACUUCAAAGAUAUCUAAAGAACAAGCACUAAUAAAACAACACAAACAAGUAUGGUGGCAGGAACACCGAAAGCUAAAUGAAGUCAGAUAUAAAAUGGAAUCUGAAAUAAAAUCCUUUCUCAUUGAAGAGCACAUUGGCAAUGAAUGUCUUGCUGACUUUAUAAAUUUUGGACAAGAGCUAUCAGAACAAUGGUGCACAUAUCUUAAAAAUGUAAUAAGUCCUAUUCAUCAAUUGAGAGCAGAUCUAAAGUAUAGACAACAUGACCUUUUACAGCAUUCACAUUCAUAUACUGAGUUUAACUCUGUGAAAAUACUGGAAGAGGUUGACUCCAUGAAAAAACAAUUGAAAACUGUCUUUGAAAGACUUAACCUGGAGCAACAGAAAAUAGAAAAUGAUCUUUCAGACUGGAGUAUGAAAAUACUAGAUUAUUCUUCAGAAGAAAGAAGCUAUCAGCUAAGUGAACUGCCCAUCGAAUUAGAAACUUUGGAAUGCCCAUAUCCUGAUUUGAAAUCUUCAGUCCUUAAUGAAUUCUGUAACUUUACAGAAAAAUAUAAAAAGAAACUCCAAGAUUUUGAUAUGCAGUUAGAAGACAUACACAGAAAAUUCCAAUUAAGUGAGGAAGACCACUGGAUUUACCAGACUGUUUUGGAUCAGUAUCCUGGAGAUCUCUGCGGCAGAAGGACUUUGUAUCUGGACAUGUUGCAAAGACAUUUGCCUCACAAAUCCAGGCAUGAUUUGGUCAAACAUGAGAAAUACUGUGACCAAUAUCAUUUCGCUAAGGAGCAGCGGAGGAUCCUGAUAUCGAGUUGGAAUAAGAAUAGGAAAGACUUUAUACAGAAGGCUGUGCUGACGCUUGCCGAGGCCUGUGCAGCUCAUGAAAUGGAGAGCGCAUUGGCGAAGGACAGGAAAAAGCAACAGGAAUUGUGUGCUGACCUGAAAGCCAAAGUUCUUCAGUGGCGAGUCCACCAGGAAGAGGUAGCAAGACUAGAAAUGGAAAUUUCUGCCAGAAGAAGAGAAAAGGAAGAGGAGAAAGAGAAAUUGUGGAAGAAGAAGAAACUGUUGCAAAGAGAAGAGAAGAAAAAACAAAUAAGAAAAUACUGGGCUGAAAAAGAACAGAAGUGGCAAGAAAUAGAAAUGAGAGAUCUUCAGCGACUAGAAGAACUGAAGAAAUUAAUGGCUGAACAGUCAGUAAAAGACAGAGAAAGGGUUAAAUAUAGGCAAGAAUUGUUGGAAAAGCGUUUGAUGGAGAAAAAAGCAGUGGCCCUUGAAGAAGCACAUGAAGAAGAAGAGAGAGCACGGCGCCUAGAAGCCCUUAGGAAACAGGUUGCUAUUGUCGCUCAAUUUGAUCCUGUUAGAAUGAUGUCAGGUACCAUGGCAUCAAAAGCAAGAAUGGGGAUUGGAACUGAAGAAGAGUUUAUUCUUCAAAAGCCACUCUUCACAUUGAAUACAUACAAUGAACAGCAGAGUGAAAAUAAUUUCAUGAAACAGGAGAAUUGGACCUGAGGCUUUGAUGAACAGCUUACCUUUUAGACCACAAAGUCUACACAUAGCCGCAAACGCUGUAGAUUCCAUUUCGAUAUUCCUGACACCAGCUUUGUAGGCUCUCUUCAAGUAAUCUAACUUUUUUUCUCUGGAAAAGGAGCACAGUGCUCCAUCUAGUCGACCUUGGCCUGAAAGAAAAUGGGGAACAUUUAGCAAAUUGAUGUCUUACCACAGCGCCCCUGGCAUCACGGAGUCCUCUUUGUCAUCACAAGCUGGAGGGUCACUGAGA